Molecule: messenger RNA, 1800 nt
Organism: Ipomoea triloba (trilobed morning glory)
Lineage: Eukaryota; Viridiplantae; Streptophyta; Magnoliopsida; Solanales; Convolvulaceae
Product: F-box/LRR-repeat protein 4-like
Exons: 1
Coding region: 1-1800 (599 amino acids)
Biological process (GO): SCF-dependent proteasomal ubiquitin-dependent protein catabolic process
Cellular component (GO): SCF ubiquitin ligase complex
Molecular function (GO): protein binding
Source: RefSeq, a predicted model, not a curated record
AUGGCGGAGCCAUGCAACGACUUGCCAGAAGAGUGUUGGGAUCAGAUCUUCACAAAACUCGAUCGCGACUGCGAAUUCGAUUCCCUCUCUUUGGUUUGCAAGCGUUUCUAUGCGCUCACCAAUUCUCUCCGCCACCGAUUAUCCGUGACCGACCCGAUCAUCACUGGUACCCUCCCUAGACUCCUUCUCCGUUUCCCUAAUCUCGUUUCCGUUAAUCUCAGCAAUUUCCGUGGUGAUGUCACUACAAUUUUCUCUGAAAUCUGGCAUCGCUGCUUGCUAAAUCUUCAAGAACUUGAUAUUUCUAAUCAGACCCGAAUCCCCUUUGAUGAGUCGAUGGAUUCUGGAUCGGUUUUUAAGAAUUUGAAGGUUUUAAAGUGCAAGAAUCUGCAUGUUUUAGGCAAUUCUCAUUUGAAGAGAAUUGCUUGUUGUUUUCCGUGUUUGGAAGAGUUAGAUAUCAGUUUUCCUAGAGCUGAGUUGCACUUAAGAUCUGAGGAUCUGGAGGGAAAUGAAUCCGUAUUUACAGAUGAUGGAAUUGAGGCUUUAUCUUUGAGUUUGAAGGAAUUGAGGAAAAUUAAUCUUUCUGGGAAUUCUUACAUCACUGAUAGGUCAAUUGCAGCACUAUCCAAUUGUUUGAAUCUUCGAAGUAUUGAAAUUUUGAGUUGCUGUUUCAUUACUGCAAAUGGGAUUCAUCUUUUGUUGCAAAACAGUGCAAAGAUGAACUCGGUUUCAGUUUUUGGUAUUACUUGUCAAAACAGUAAUCUGAUUGCUCAAGGUUUCAGCACUUAUGGUCGAGCUUUGCAAGCUAUUGAUCUACAUUGCACAAUUAUUUCAGAUGAGUGCCUGAGUUCUUUAGCAAAAGCUUGUCUUCCUUUAAAUAGGUUCUCGCUUGUGUGUUGUAAGGGUAUCACAUCAAAUGGACUCUUGUCUCUUCUUUCUGCCUAUCCAUUGCUUCAAUACUUGGCGCUUGAGAUUGAUUUCCUGACUGAUGAGAUUAUGGAGGUCUUGUCCCUGUAUUUACGUAGUGCAGUGACAAUCAAAUUAACGAAGUGCAGUAGGUUAACAAUCUCAACCAUCUUUGCACUCGCGAGAAAUUGCGAUGUGCUGGAAGAGCUUGACAUGGAGAACACUGGAUUGGGAAGAAAGAGCGGCUAUCUGGAUUGGUUCAAAAGCUCAACCAUCUUUGCACUCACGAGAAAAUGUGAUGUGCUGGAAGAGCUUGACAUGGAGAACACUGGAUUGGGAAGAAAGGGCGGCUCUCUGGAUUGUUACAAAAGCUCAAAACUCAAGUGUCUGAAUAUGAGAAAGAAUUUUAAAGUCAGUGAUAAAUGCCUUGCAGGAAUUGCCUUUGUCUGCCGGAAGUUAGAGAAACUUGAUGUUUCCUUUUGCUCGGGUAUAUCUAAAGAAGGCAUUGGUUUUGUUCUCCAUAUCUGUCCCGAGAUCAGAAGCUUAAAGAUUGAUAGCUGUUUAGGGAUCGAAAGUAUUGGGGAGGGCCCAGAGUUGCCAAAACUCGAGGUGCUAAGUGCAGCUAGGUCAGGGUUGAAUGACAGCGGCCUUGCAGCAAUUGGGAUGAGAUGUUCUGGGCUCCUGAACUUGGUUCUCGAGGGGUGUAUCGGAGUCACAACAAGCGGUGUAGAGGAAGUGGCGAAAAAGUGUAAAAGGUUACGCGAAAUCAAGUUGGGGAUGUGUACCCAUGUUGAUCCCAGUGUCGUUGAACGGAUUGUGUUCUCUUGCCCAUCACUGAGGAGAGUAACUUUUACCAACUCUAAGCUUACUGAGGAGAGUAACUUUUACCAACUCUAA